UUGAAAAGCCACAACAAAAAAGUAAUAGUUGACGAUUAAAGUGGGUUUUGGAAAAUGUGAGAAUAUUACAAACUAGAAAUGUCUCAUAACUUUCUGUUGGUAAAUACGUAAUGGGGAACUUAAAAUAAAUUCAUUUUACAAUGGAACGACUUCCGUUAAUAGGGAAUGAAAAUGAGUGGAAGCAGCUGCUGUCACUUCCAGUGUCACUUUUACUGGUAUCAGUACUUGGAUCGUUAGGAAUGGCAGCUGGCUCAUUGAUACUUCUGGGACCUGAAGAUAGGAUUUCUGUUGCUCGUGGAUCAUGGCUUGCACUGCUUGGUCUUGUGUUCUUUGUGUCUCUCUAUGAUCUUCUGAAUUAUGUUGCUCUAAGGACACGAGCUGGAAACAUUUUUCGGAAGAAGUAUGAAUUAACACUUUUUGAAGUCCUCGACAUUUCCAACAAGACUGUUUCUGCAGUGCAGGCUGUGUUGUCCUGCCUUACAGGCUCUGUGGUGUGCAUAUGGUCAUGCACACGUAAUUUUCUUCGCUCAUCUCACUUUAUGUCAGAAGCAUAUGCAUGGUUUGGUGCUGCAUAUUUCUUCUAUGACAUAUGGUCCAUGUACCAGGUACAUACAAGCAGUUUCAGUUCUUCCCACAGUAUCCAAACUCGAAGAAUGUCGAAGGUGAAGGACUACAUAGUUAAGCAGCCAAUGAUUCUUCUUCACCAUAUAUUUAUUGGUUCAUUUGGAUUUCUAGUUAUUGUGUAUCUACGUGGUGGUUUGGGUGAUUGUGUCUUUGGGUUUGUAUACCUUAUGGAACUCAGCACACCAUUUGUUUCAUUCCGUGGUAUACUAAGUAGGCUAAAGAUGAAGGCUUCUACCCUAUACUUUGUGAAUGGAUUAGUGAUGCUAGUCACAUUCUUUUUUUGCCGUGUGAUGAUGUUUCCUUACGUGUGUUACCUGUACAGUCAGGUAGUGGGGCUUCCUUUCUUUGAGGCUGUGUGGUUGUUACCUUCAUCAUGCAAGAUUGGUAUUGGAGUUCUGAUGCUACCUCAAAUCUAUUGGUUUUUGCUGAUGCUAAAUGGUGCUUUCAAAGUAUUUGCACACUUCAGCUCAAAGCAGGAGCACUUCUGACUUCAGGGUCUGAAUGUGUAGGCUGGAAAAGACACUUGAGCCUUUUAUUUGGAAGGCAUUUUACAAGCACAAUGUCACAUCAGAUGUGCACUUUCGUGUUAUUCCUGUUUGGCAGCAUGCCUACCUUAACAGUUUUAUUUAGUUGUAAAAAACUCAUUUAUUUAUUAUGCAAUCUGAUGAACAUUUUCAGUGUUCUGUAAGGUAAAUUAUUUUGUUUAUAUUGUACACUGAAUAACAUGAUUAAAAACUUAUACAAGCAGUUACAAGUUUAGGCAAAAAAAUUAUACUUCAAAAGCAAUCAAGAUGUUGCACAAGAAACUGCUUUUAUUUUUAGUGUUGAUAUUACAUAAAAGUAAUAGAUGUAAGAUGAAAUAAAUUUGUAAAUAAUUUGUAAACAAUGUUAGGAUCAGGAUCUGGUAGUAUUGUUAUAUUUAAAGAAAGGUUUCUGACUUGCUUAGAUUUGCAGCUUUAUUACUUCUUACACUUUGUUAUGUGAUGUAUGGAAUUGCAUUUUUAGGGAAUAGAAUUUUAUAAAUCUUGUAAAAUGUUCAUAAACAUUGUGUGACAAAGGUAAAUCAGUAUAAAUUGCUUAUGUUAAACCACUUAGAUUUUCUUGUUGUGGAAAGUCCCCUUUGAUUCAAGCGCUGCUCUUACAUUGAUACAAAAUAAUGGCUACAGCAUAUUGUAAUUUAAAACAAACUUCACACCAUUUUCAAUUUUUUUUUAAAACUUGUGUUUAUUUUCUUAUACAUUUGAACUGUAAAAAUGCUAAAGAAAUUUUUGGUGCAGGUGAGAUGUUUUGCAAGUUUAUUUAAAAACCUGUGUGAUAUUGUUUAUAUCAGUUGGUUAAUGUUGAACGUAGAAAAUAAGACUGAAAAACAGCUCAAGAAAGGGAAUUAUUCCUUCAAUAUUCUAUUUUAAACUUUCCCCUUGUUUGUCUACUACAAAAUUUAUUUAAAAAAAGUCACACAUAAGUUCAGUACUAAGGUAUCAUAGAAAUAAGAAAACUUUGUUACUUUAAAACUAUAAAAAUUAUAAAUUUUAAAUUUUUCUUGAGUUCAUGUAUGGUGGGACCUUGUUUUUCUGAGAUGCAGUGAUUUGAUUUGCAGUUGAUGUAUUUGUCACCCUCACAGAUUUUGCUGAUGCAUAGUAGUGUUGAGGAAAAGUGAACUUAAGACUGUUUUGAAGUGAGAUGCUACCAGACAUAAUGGAAGACAGGUAUACAGGAUAAGUCAGAAUUUUACAGAAAAACUUUAUCCUUGGGCUUAUCGUGAAAAAAUCAUUUGAAAACAACUUAGUCUAAAAAGCUUCCCAAGGCUGGUAUAUGUCUUUGAAGUUGAAGCUGAACAACAUUAUAGCUCAAAUUACCACAAGCAUUUAAGAUAGAACACUAAAUAUCUGGAUACGUUAAAUUGAACAAAUUUCUACUACCAUUGCAAAACGUAUCGCUGUCAUAAAAUUAUUUCUUUAAAAUAAUUGGGUUUGAGACAAUUGUUUUCCAUAAAUUUUUCUGACGUGUUGAAGUUGUAAGAGCUCUUAUUUUAAAACUUCAGAUCAUCACUCCAUGCCAUUGUUUUAUUGGCUUCCCUUCUAAUGCUUCUGUUUAGGCUCUGAAGCAUCUGGCAUAUCCUGGUUAGAUGGGAUUUUUUUUCCAGGUUCAAUGUUAUGAGCUUCUGCUCCUUCUAUUAUAAAAGUGUACCUUCUGGUCUUUUGCUGAAUGUAAUUGCAAUGGAUACUUUAGUGACACUCUGAAUGUUCACAGAACCUACUCCACCAGGUACCUUUUCAGAACUGCAUUAACAUCAAGAGGUUUGAUGUUACAACUCUUUAAACACAAGGCUAGGGUUCUUUUUUUUCUCUUGAAGAAGUAUCCACUUCUAUAAGCUUAUUGAGCUAUUUUAGAAAGUCAUAUUCUUUCUGUGUAUUAAUUAUUUUCCACAAUGAAUUUCAUGUCCAUCUUGCAAGAUUACCUUCCUAGCUAUGGAUGCAAAUUGCCAUACCAUAUGUAGUGGUUGCAAAGUGUAUAGUGUGUGUGUGUUUGGUGACUGACAAAACAAAUAGAAUGGUGUUUGGAAUGGAAAAAUGAUAUUCCUGAUAUGAAAUUAGAUGCUUACGUAUCAGUAACUUUUUUAUUUCUUGUGUUUUCAGCCGUGGGAGUAUGAGGUCUAAACAUAAGCCCUUUAGACAAUCCUUUUUCAAAAAUGUGAACCUUUUAGAGAAUGUGCCUCAGAGCUUAAAAGUUCAUCCUGUGUUCCAAAGCUUUGCUGUCAUUGCUAUGGUUGAUGGUUUUUUGAAUUUAUUGCCUUUUUAACUUUUUCCAUCCCAUCCCUUGACCAAACUUUUUGCUUCUUAAGUCAUCAGUAAGGCUAGUUUUGUCAUUGUUCCACUUUACUCCAGUUUCCAAAUUUGGAAAAAAAUAUAAUAUUUCCAGCACAAUUAUAUUAUAUGUUUGAGUAUACGUGACUAAAUAUAUAGUAUGUUCGAAAAAAAUAAUGUAAUAAUGUACCCAGUUAUAACUUGGUGUAUUAUCACAGAAAUAUUUGCUAACUAUAUUCAUUUGCUCUAAAUAAUAUUUCAAAAAUGUGUUCAUUUUAAGCAAACUCUGUGGUGUAAAACCCAAAAUUUCAUCAAAUUUAUUCAUGUUCUUCCUCAGUAAGCAAUUGUAUGUUGCAUGCACACUUUUUAAUUGAUAUUUUUUUUUGUGUUACAGAUAUUUUCUGAAAAUUCACUGCUACCAUCUAAAAAAGCCUGCUUUCAUUUAUACUAUCCAAACAGUAAUAAACUCUUCUGUGUAGACCUAACAGUUCCAGCUUCCUAUCUUUGUCUGCCAGGAACAUACAAAUUACACUGUAAAUUCAGCAUACAAGUAUAAUAAUUUUAGAACAUCAAGCAAAAUGAUUAUUUAAACGGCAGGUCAGGCCGUACACUGUUAGCUAAGGAAAAAGUUGUCCUAAUUAGCUUAUACAAUAGUGCAUGAUUUUAGUUAACAAAAUACUAACUUUAUUAAGCUUAGUUAAAGAUUUUAUUGUUUACAAAAAUAUAUAAAUAAAGAUCAGAAUUUGGUAUCCAACCAUUUUGCCUAAAAUUUUAGAUAAACUCACUAAAAAAUUUUCCACAUUAUUUACAAAAUUAUAUUACUUAAGUGCUAAAUUUUUACCACCAUAAUAAUUAUGGUAGGUAAAUUCCCUACCCUUUCAGAAAUAGCAACAAAAAAUUUGUAACAUUGUUUCUUCCAUCUUAAAUGAAAUAUCUGGACCAAAAUUAUGAAUUCUUAUUCUUGGUUACAAAUAAGUUUUCUUCCAAGGCCCACAGUUGGCUCAGUUUACGAUUCUAUUAUUUCCACUUUGUUUUAUUUAAGUCAUCAGAGCAAUGCCAAAACUAGCACUAUAUUAAUUUUGUCAUAUUUCCAUAAAACAAUGUGUUUUACGUCAUGUUUGUGCAUGUCAUUGUUAUUAUAUAAUUUAUGAGUAUUUUUAAUUGUAAUUGUGUUAUUUUAUCCCCUAAUCGGACUUAGACUUGUAAAGUGAAAAUCUUUCUUAACCAUGUAUCUGAUGAAUUUCAUAAUAGCAGUAGCAACCAUGGCAACUGUUAGUUUUCUUAUAAUGAAGAAGUGCUAGCUUUGAGGUUUCUAAAAAGGAGUAAAAAGAAAUAGAAGUAAACAUGCCAUUUAAUGUUCA
Molecule: messenger RNA, 4789 nt
Organism: Bacillus rossius redtenbacheri
Lineage: Eukaryota; Metazoa; Arthropoda; Insecta; Phasmatodea; Bacillidae
Product: TLC domain-containing protein 3A
Exons: 6
Coding region: 141-1112 (323 amino acids)
Biological process (GO): lipid homeostasis
Cellular component (GO): membrane; endoplasmic reticulum
Source: RefSeq, a predicted model, not a curated record